UUUUAAAUUUACUAAAAUAUUUUUUCUUUUUAAUCAAUCAAAUGAUUGUCAGAAUAUUCAUUUGCAAAAUAUUUUUUUGUUGAUAUUGGUCAUCACAUCACAAAACGCUUAUUUUUUUACAAUACAAGAUGGCGAAGUGUGGGCGUGUGCGUGUGUUGUGUCAACGCUUGAAGAAUUUAUAAUUUUCUUUGUUUAUUUUACUAUUAUUCUACAGUUUUCCGUAUUUAUUUCUUUGCCUGACUUUUAGAUACAUGCUUUGUUUGUGUUGAAUUACGUGUUGAAUAUGGGUACAAGCACAAUGGGUAGCGAUUUGCACUCCGAUAAGCAAGAUAAACUGUUGAAGUUGCAAGCUCGGAAGAAGGAAUUAGAGCAGAUGCUGGCAGCAAAAAACGAGGAACUGUAUAAGUUAUGUGUUCAAGAAGUCCAGCUAACAGGUAUCAUGCCACCAGAGGCGCCAUUAAGUCCAGAGGUACCGAGGGAAAGAUUGGGUAGUAUAAAAAGUGUCGAGAGAUCCACAGACGGCAAUGACGUUCAAGAUGGGUCAGAUAACACAUCGAGACGUCUAAGAACUGAUCGUGCACCUGAUUCGGAUCAUAACUUGCGUAAAAAUUUGUCACAUAGAUUGUCAACCCCGUCGAUAUCAGGCAUAUCUACGAAAAGUGCACAUUCCAGACACGUUCGACGACCCGAAACCAGUUGUUCUAAUUUUUUUCCGUCUCCACCUCAAGAACGAAAUCCAGAUACUUUCUCUAUACAUACAUCACAUACUUAUCCCGCUUUGGCAGGCCGUCAUGAUUCGACAGCUGAAAAUUUAGACAUUCAACAGACACCUAUGUACAGACAUCACACUUUUACAACAGAAUACAUGAAUAAGAUUUAUUAUAGCAAUGCUCCAGAAGCUCACAGUGUCUCUCGUUUAAGAGAGACCCACUUUAGUUCCAGUCAUCCUGAUAUAGCUACACAUUACUCACAAGCAGCUAUUGCCCAACAAUCAAUGCAGCAGAAUGGUGUUCGCAAUACACCUCUACUUUAUCAAUAUGCAUCACACUUGAAGGCUCAAAGUCAGCAUUUAGGAGCUCUGGCUCAUCAUCAUCAGAUGCAAUCUCAGACAAAGCGCCGUCCAGAGGGUGUUCGUAGGAACACCUUACAGAGAACACAAACAUACCACCUUACAUCUCACAGUGAUUACAAUCAGCAUCUAGACAAUAUAACUGACACGUAUAGACCUCCAGUCCCAGCUUACCAGCAUAGGUCUCAGCCUGAUAUUCAGGAACAAACAUCUGAUAGAAUCCAUGUGCCAAUGGAAAGAAUAACUCAGGUGCCAAAUACAUUGCCUCUUCGUGAACGCAAUACUAUAAGGAAUCCAAUGCACAUGCAGCAGCUUCAAGUUUCAACUGAUGAUUAUGUGCGAGAUGACAGGCGAGUGUACCCAGAUGCUUUGAGUCCUGUUAGCCAACUGUCGGGUUAUUCGCAAGGAAAUUUUGAUUCAGUGAGUAUGAACAAGUUUUCGCCACUUUCCCAGAUGGAGUCAAAGGUGAAAGAAAAGCAAUGGUAUGAAACUUCUUUAGACUCACCAACAAAAGAAGCUGCAAUGCUGAAAAAGAGCUCUAACCUUAAGAGGACUUCAAGUGUGGGCAAUUCUCAGACUUAUGAAAUUAUGAUAUCUACAGGGAGACACUCGGCAUUGCAAAGUCCAAAUCAAGUGCCUCAAAGUCCACCUGUCUUAUCCCCCAGUGCAGUUUCCUUGGAAUCUCCAAAAAAUCUUACUGUCAUAGAACAGGGUAAAUGUAUACCUUAUAGAGAAGAGACAAAACCCUUUGAAAUGUCAGAUUUUUACAAAUAUUCUACUAAAUUCAGGCAGGCUAAUGCUCAGAAAGCACCUCCUCCUAAUCCAGUUGCCAGCAGUGGUUAUAAUAAGUUGCCAAUGGAACUGCCUCAAUAUGCACAAGAACACUGGCAUGGACAAAAUAACUAAUAACACUAUUGGGUAUAUCAUUCUGCAGCUUAUUGUUAUGUAUAUUUGCUUCUGUAUUUAUUAUUUUAAUUUGCUCACAACAUUAAUUUUGUUUAUUAGAUAUUACUGUGAAAUGUCUAAUGUUAGUUUUUAUUAUGCACUAGUUAGGGUUGUAAUAGUAUAUUAGAGCAAGGUGAGUGAUACAAUAUUACAACUCUGUGGUUCUACUGGUUAUAUGUAUGAUACAUGUUGACUCAUGACAAUAGAGGAAUUUUGAUUAGUAGAGCUGGAUUGUUUAUAGAAUUUAACCCAUGGAGCCACUGAGUUGUGUUGUACUGUCUUAUGCAUGAGCGAUUUUUAUUUUUUUAAUAGGUUUUUAAUUUCUUUUACUAUUAUUUCUGCUGGCGAAAGUAUUUAUUUGCAAAUGUGUUGGCACUUUUAUUGUGUUAAACAGUAAACAUGCAGAAAGAUGCACCCAUAAUAGGAAUUAAAUAUUGUUUUAAUUACUGUUACAACCCUAAUAAUUUAUUUUUAGCCUUAGAUACUUACAAUCCUUGAUGAUUAAUGGACUAGAUCUCUGUUUAUUGUACAAAUUGUGUUCUCUUUUGCUUCUAUUAUUAAUUGUUUAAGUACACAUUCUUGUAGCAGAUGCUACAAAUAAUAAUCUAAUACUGUACAUGUUACAUUUCGCAUACUUGUUUUUAUUACAUUAGUAGUAAGCAAGAACCUCAGCAAUAAGCAAAAAAUAAAAAAUCUCUGGAUUUUAAUAAUGCCCAGAUAGGCAUCUUCAUAUAAAUAUUAAGUGGAAUUGGAAAUUGAAAUGUUCUUUAAAAUAGGACAAUAAUUAAAUUGCUUCAUACGAAAUUAAAGUUACUGUGAUAAAUACUGAAAUAGUUUAUCAAAUAUUGACAAUACUUAUAUUAUGGCUAAUUGUAUAAAGUUUUAUUCUAGCUGAUUAAUUUCUUGUCCUUGUAUAGUGUUUGUCACUUUUUUUUCUUCUUGAUAUCAUUUAUUUAAGUACAAUGCUUACCCACCGCCGUAAGGAGAUUCAUGAUGAACCGUUCGUAUUCAAUCCAUAUUACUCGCCGUUCGUGUGAUAUGUAUGUUGCCUGAACAGAUAGCAUUUUGUUGCUGUGAUCCAUAUUAUAUAUACAUAUGCGUUUUUUUAUUGCCAAUUUUAUGCAUUUUUGUUGUCAUUAUUUUUAAGCAUCACCAUUUAUCUUGCAUUCAAAAGAAAGACUUAAAAUGACUUGCCAAGCAGUUAUGUGCCUAUAUACCUAGUUAACGCCUUAUAUUGACCAACAAAUGAAUUUAUAAAUUUUUCCAACAAUAUUAUUCAUGUUUGUACCUAAAUUGUAGCUAUUAUAAACGUAUUUGAGAAAUAUGUAUGUAACAUAUAUUUUAAUACAAUCAGUAAAAUGUAGCAAUUAGAUUGCAAAAUUAAACUGCAAAAUGUGAAAUUACGAGAAAUAUUUUUAUAUGUUGUUUAUAUAAGUAGGUAAUUUAAUUAAUAUGUGCAGAAAGCACUUUUUUAUGUGAAUCUAAUAAAGUUUUAGAGUAUUUUAUAGUUUAGAUUAA
This is a messenger RNA of Pectinophora gossypiella (pink bollworm), 3532 nucleotides long. RefSeq lists its product as uncharacterized. The transcript has a single exon. The record is from RefSeq and is a predicted model, not a curated record. The coding region runs from base 284 to 1975 and encodes 563 amino acids. NCBI's taxonomy places the organism in Eukaryota, Metazoa, Arthropoda, Insecta, Lepidoptera, Gelechiidae.